Messenger RNA from Symbiodinium sp. CCMP2592, 1827 nucleotides. Lineage: Eukaryota; Dinophyceae; Suessiales; Symbiodiniaceae. The record is from the annotation of a GenBank genome assembly.
AUGCCGCUGUCACUGGUGGUCACCUGCAUAUCGCAAAUGCGCUGGGGGCCCAAUGCCGAAGCCGAAGCUGAGGAUCGACUGCACGGCAAGUGCAAAGUAGCCUGCGCUUGUGCCAUGGAGAAGCGCCCUGCCAAUUCUUGGGGCUUGAGACGCUGCGCGUUGUUGGUGGCUGCCGGUGGUGGUUGGACCUCCAGGGCCCUCCUGUCGGACCCUUCUGGACAGAGAGCACUGGGGCAGCGACUGCGCGGACGCUGGGUCACAAGUGACCGCUGCAGCAACCUUGAAAAAGCGCACAGAGACGGGCUGUUCCAGGUUCGAGACCGCUUUGAUGCUGGUGCUGAACUUGGGGAAGAAGAGAUGUCCUGGACUAGGGAGUACGGCGAAAGCGGCUCGUUCCCAUUUUGGAGCUUGGGCCAGCCGAAAGCAGAGAUCCGCAGACUGGCGGCUGCACUUGAGGAGGCUUCCGGGGAUGGCUUGGCGGCAGUUGUCCUCGGCUGCGGUCUCGGGCUGGAUGUCUCUUACUUGGCAAAAGCCGGCAAGACAAGCUCUCUGACCGCGGUGGCGGGGGUGGACUUUGCCUGGCCUGCCAUCCAGGCCGCCGGCUGCUUCUUCCAUCACUUCGAUGUCUGCGAGCUCCCGGCCCCGACGGUGCCAUUGGACCUCAUCAUUGACAACACGGUCUUUCAAAAUGUGCACAGGAGUGGCCGAUUCGAAGCAUAUUUGGAGAGUUUAUGCCGAAUUUCAACGCCAGGCCACACGGUGCUUCAUCUGAACCUCAUGAGUCGUGAAGGGAUGGAGGCGCGAGAAGAGUUUGCCGAGAGCAUGGAGUAUCUGAACUUGCCCCUGCUUCGCCGAAAAGACAUUACCACUGCAUUGAAGCCCGAGCUAUGGGAGAUUUGGGAGGUUCGCGAGGGUCAGUAUGACUUGAAGCCAGAGGGGGCUGGCUUCGAGUGCAGCUUGCCUGCAUUGUUUGGGCUGCUGCGUGGAGGAGCCUCCUUCGAUGCACAGAACCUCAAGGGACAGACACCGUUGCACCUGGCCUGUGGCAAUGGGGCCCUUGCUCUAGCCAGGCUGCUCCUUUCCGCGCGGGCUGACCCAAGGCUUGGCGACCUUUCCGAAAACCAGGUCCCGGCGAUGGUGGCAACCUUGCAGCGUGCAAGCUGGUGGUCUGGCGGCCCUGAUUCACAGAGUCUGGACAUAUCAGAUCCGGCAAGCGCCCAUCCUGCCUCCGAACUUGCGGCCUCAAAGUCCUGGCAACGUCCGACUGGCUACUUGGAAGCACGACUGGUGACAGCAGAGGUCUGCCUACAAGCCAUGGAGGAAUGGGACCCAGACUUUCCAGCGGCGGCAAGCUUGUUGAACAGCCGCGGCGAGACGGCAUUGCACAUCGCGGCAUCCGCGGGUGACUUGGAAUUGUGCAGGCUGCUCGUCAGCUUCCAGGCAUCUGUCAAUGAUGCAGAGUCAGGUUCUGGCUUGACUCCCUUGAUGUGCGCAGUGAGCGCUGGAGCUUCUGAAGUGGUUCGCCAACUGAUCAUUGCCAAAGCUGAUCUGCAUCUUCGAGACGCGACGAGCCGGUCAGCACUCCACCAUGCUGCCGCGUGCGGCGACACUGCUGUUCGAGAUGCGGCGGAGCUGCUAAAGUGGCGUGCAGAGGCGAAUGCCAGUGAUUCAGAAGGAGCAACGCCCCUAAUGCUUGCAGCCACCCUUGGGGCUCCCGAGAUGAUGCGGUUCCUGCUGAAGCAAGGUGCAUCGCCUCAGGUCUGCAGGGCGAUGCUGCCGAACAUUUCGCACAAUGCAAGUCUGGAGAUCUUGCGGGGAAUUCUGUGA